This is a messenger RNA of Sapajus apella (tufted capuchin), 650 nucleotides long. RefSeq names its product prefoldin subunit 6 (gene PFDN6). Gene Ontology annotation, biological process: chaperone-mediated protein complex assembly; protein folding. The record is from RefSeq and is a predicted model, not a curated record. Bases 179 to 568 code for a protein of 129 amino acids. The transcript is spliced from 5 exons. Gene Ontology annotation, cellular component: prefoldin complex; cytoplasm. Gene Ontology annotation, molecular function: protein-folding chaperone binding. Lineage: Eukaryota; Metazoa; Chordata; Mammalia; Primates; Cebidae.
UUCCCAACAAGGGUCAGAAAUAAACUUCCGGCACAGUCUUUUCCCAGCAUUCUUUGUUUACUUCCGGGUUUAUUACUACUAAAGGGAGAACGCCAGAUCAGAAAGGGGAGCUCAGGUACCUUCCAGAGAGUAAGAUCCAGCGCCCUUCUCUCGCUCCCCUUAAGCUUUCAUCCCCGCCAUGGCGGAGCUGAUUCAAAAGAAGCUGCAAGGAGAAGUGGAGAAAUAUCAACAGCUACAGAAGGACUUGAGUAAAUCCAUGUCGGGGAGGCAGAAACUUGAAGCACAACUAACAGAAAAUAAUAUCGUGAAAGAGGAACUGGCCCUGUUGGAUGGGUCCAACGUGGUCUUUAAACUUCUGGGUCCGGUGCUGGUCAAACAGGAGCUGGGAGAGGCUCGGGCCACGGUGGGGAAGAGGCUGGACUAUAUUACAGCUGAAAUUAAGCGAUACGAAUCCCAGCUCCGGGAUCUUGAGCGGCAGUCAGAGCAACAGAGAGAGACCCUUGCUCAGCUGCAGCAGGAGUUCCAGCGGGCCCAGGCAGCAAAGGCAGGGGCUCCUGGCAAGGCCUGACCCCAUGGUGGGGGAAGGGGAGCGGAGGGAAUGAGGCAGCUCUAAGAUCUAUAUUGUAGCUAAUAAAAUGUAAAAACACCUG